AUGGCUUCAUCCGCCGGCGGCCAGCAGUCACCGUGGCAGUACGAUCACACUCGACGAAUGUACUACCGAUAUGAUGCCCGUACAAAUCAAGUUGUGUACCAGAACGGGCAGCGUCUUUCGCGCCAAGACGUCGUACCGCGUACGACCAAUGUGGGCCAGCAGCAGCCUCAGCAGCCAUCUGCAUUUUCUGGCCCUACGAAUGACGAUGCUGGUUGGCAGAGUGCCGACUCGCCACCAAAUCAGUACCGCCUGUCACGGGGAUCGCGCGCUGAUUCGUGUUCAUCUGCAUCACAAGCCGCCACUACCUCGUUAAAUCAGGCGAUGGGGGGACUCAAUGUCGGUACAGCUCCCACGAGCAACACCACCGUUAGGAAUGGAAUCACUUUCAUAGACACUAGCAACCCCAAUAGUCUGGUUCGCAAUUCGAUUGGCACUUCGCCCGCGGCGGCUUUCACGGAUUCCAGUUUACUACAGCAGGGCGUUCUAGCUCACCGAUACUUGACGGGAAGUGGUGGGGGCGAAGCAGAACAACUUUAUCCAAACUACCGGAUCAAACACCAUAGUUUCUUCUGUGUCGGUCGAGUUUUUCUUGUUCUCUGGGCAGAGCCUAUGGGUGAGACUGGAACCGUCAUCACCUCAGCUGAGCAAGCUGACCCGAGCGUACUUCGUGGACGAAUGGGCGAGCGUGUGUACUCCAAGGUGCGCCGUUUCGUGGUGGUGCGUGCAUCUGCCAACUACUGUAGCGCAUUACCGAUUGCCACGUACGGCUCACAAGGUGUUGGCAAGCCUGGUGUGAAGAAGUCAGAGCACGCUAUCAUCCACACCGGGCGCGAUGCACCAUCGCCACAAGCCUCUGAGGCGCCAGCCAGAGGAGCGGGAGAGUCACCUAUGAGAUCUAUGCCCAUCAGGGUUGUGCCGGACGAUCCUCGCGAGCUCCUGGAUCCCCUAUCCCGGAUCGAUUUCGGGAAGAUCCAUACUGUGCAACACAACAUCAAGGCUAGACCUAUGGGCAUGGUGCACCCAAGUUCAAUGAAUGCACUGACGUCGCAGUUUGAUAGCGUAUGGGCCUCCUCGGGCAGAGCGUCAAGUUCGAGGACUGCCGCAGCAGCACCUCCUACAGCUGUACCAGAGGCAAUGUUGCGCGCACGCGAGGAGCAAGCAAGGCCAAGCGAACGCGCUGGAAACAACGACGGGUCCGGAGACGAUGAGGCAGAAGCCGAAAGAGCUCUGCAGGCGCAACGAGCUCUUGUUCGCAUGGCUAGGCAAGGUCACUCCAGAGAAGAUGCUAUCGCGCAGCUGAUCUCACAGCUACGAGGCCAAGGCUUUUCAAAAGAGGGAGCUACUGCCGAGAUUCGUGCCAGGCUCAAUUACCGCCCACCAGAGCCUGAUUCUGACACAGAAUGA
Molecule: messenger RNA, 1404 nt
Organism: Fulvia fulva
Lineage: Eukaryota; Fungi; Ascomycota; Dothideomycetes; Mycosphaerellales; Mycosphaerellaceae
Exons: 1
Coding region: 1-1404 (467 amino acids)
Source: RefSeq, a predicted model, not a curated record